AUGGCGUUUAUGGCUUUCCAGAGUUUGUUUGUCAAUUUCGUUUUUAAAGUAUAUUGGAACCGCUGGAAUGACCACGUUUGUUGGUGGAAGCUCAAAGAUGAUCCAAACGUCUUGUUUCUUAAAUAUGAAGAUCUCAAAAAGGAUCUACUUUCACAAGUUCAAUUGACCGCCAGCUUCCUCAACAAACUGCUAUCAGAAGAUGUUAUUAGUCGCAUUGCUGAACAAUGUAGUUUCAGUGGAAUGACGAAAGAUCUGUCAAAGUACUCAUUAAAUGAAGGCAAGGUCUGUCUUCUUUGGAAGGGCGUGGUCGGAGACUGGAAGAAUUAUUUUACCCCAGAGUUGAAUGAGAGAUUUGAGAAGGAGGUGCUGUUAAAACUAGAAGGAACUGGAUUGGAGUUUGAUUUUGAGUUGUAG
Molecule: messenger RNA, 414 nt
Organism: Stylophora pistillata
Lineage: Eukaryota; Metazoa; Cnidaria; Anthozoa; Scleractinia; Pocilloporidae
Product: sulfotransferase 1C2-like
Source: RefSeq, a predicted model, not a curated record